GUGACUUGUGGUUAGUUAAGUUAGCUUAUAAUAUAUCCUUGAUGGGGUAUCUUUACAACUAAGCCCAUCACAGUGGGGGCAACUUGGAUUAUUCUUUUUAGGGGGGUGUUGAUGAACAACUCUGCGUGUGGUUUGAUUUUUUUGCAGGAGGAAUUACGAAACAAGAUGAUAUCACUUGUCAAGGAGUCUACAGCUUUGAAUCGACCGUAUGCUCAAACAAUGAAACUGAUAAGCUUGGAGAAGCUUAUUGCUGAGCUGGCAGCUUGAGAGAUACUCUACUAGACUGAGAGUCUUUGCGGUUGUAAAAGAAACCGAGUAUAAAUAUCAGACUCGUCUUUCUCAUGGAGGUAGCUUGUAGAUUUGGAUUGAGUCUUGUGACUUGAGGAGUGUAUCGUCUGGGUGAGGCCAGCGGUUACUCAGAUUCAAAUCUAGAAGUGAAAUUGCUAUGGAGUUGUAAUUCUCAAGUGUUAUACAUUGAAGGAUUGAGUUUACGAUUCACUAUCGGUGUACUUUCGAUAUCGAAACUCUAUCAAUUGGUGCGGUGAGCCGUUCGAUCUCUGCGACGUUGACAGUGGGCUCGGAUCGUGUGAAUGCCACAGCGAAGGUGGUGCUUUAGCUGAUUACGACGAUCGUGAUUUCUCCGACGGUGAGAGAAUUGAAGAAUCGCAGUGUGACGUCUAGAUCAGAGUCAAUGGCAACGGAGUGUGUAGCGAUUCCAAUCUUCACAGGCGAUGACUUGCGAUCAUGGAUUUUUGGGUUGGAGGAGUUCUUUGUGCGGGAGGAUUUCACAGAGGACGAUGACAAACUUAAUUUUGCUCAGAGUUUCAUGGAUGGUGAAGCUGUAUCUUGGUUUCAAUGGCGACAAUCAUUGUGGUUGUUUAACAGUUGGGAAUCACUGAAGAAAUCCUUGUGGUUACGGUUUGGAAGUGAUGAAGAUUCGGAGAUGAUAAAGUACAAUACAGAAAUUCAGAAAGGUUUGGAACAGUUGCGCAGCUUUCGUCUUGGAAGUGAAAUGAAAGGCAAAGGAGUUUCCAAAUCUUCCGAUCAUAAUAUUCAGGUUACAAAUUCACAUAUGAUUGAUAAACCGGAGACUAAAUCGUUAGGCUAUCGGAGUAAUCAUCUUUUGUCUGAGCUGCGUGGUGGUUUGUUAAAGUCAAGUGGUGUGAGCUUAGUUGACAGUGACUCAUAUGAGUUGCCAAAGUUUGAUGGUUUUAUGCCAUAUGGCUGGAUUUGUCGAGUGGAAAGAGUUUUCAGAGCUGGCCAGUUUAACGAAGAAGCUAAGCUUGUCUUGGUGUCUGAGAGCCUAGAAGGAGAUGGACUAGAUUGGUACAAUGAAGAAAGGUCUAAAGAUUCAUUCUUGAGUUGGUCAAAUUUUAAGAAGAGAUUACUUGCUCACUUUGCUCCAGCCAAGAGUAGUUUCCCGUCAGAUGUGAUACCGCCAAAGGAAACAGUAUCUACGAGUGCUAAGAAGACAGAACUUGGGUGUGUGAAAGCAUCAUCUCACAGCUCGACAGAGAUUCUCAGAGCAGAAGUUGUUCAUGAAAAGAAUUGUGAAAAGGAAGCUAUAGCAACCUUGGAGAAGACUGAUUCUAUAGAAUCACCUGAAACACAUACACCUGCUUCUCUGCCACCAUUCCAACAAGUGAAGAGCUGUAAACAACUACAAGCAGCAUCAGAAACUCGUUCACAAUCAGAUUUUGGUAUUUUGCUUCCGGUGUCACCAUAUGAGGUUGGCAGCGGUGCUGUUUAUAGCAGAGAAGAAUCACAUCCUUUACAAAGCACGAAGUCAGAUGAAUUCAUACCAGCUUCUUCAUGUGUCACUGACAAAUUUAGUGUUAAUGUGGAUUCUGCAGAGGUGCUACGGUUUUCUGAUGCUAUCUGGUUGCAUUCAGGAUAUGAGCAGAUUACCCUGAAGAAGUAUUCCAAGACUUGGCAUUUUAAAUAUAAGGCUGAGAGAAUGGAUAUUUUACACAGGGAGAAGAACAAAGGACUGAGUUAUGUUGAUAAUACGUCUUCUGGUGCUAGACUGUUUGAGAUACCAAACGUGGACCAGCAGCAUAAGAAGGAAAACAUUUAUAUGCAUGUAUUACAUGGACUACAACAGUUCCUCCAAAGAGAUUCAUGGAAACAAACGUUUGCAAAAGAUUGGGGAUUUAAGUACAAAGCUACAACAGGGCAGAGUGAUGGAAGUUGUUUUUGGGGGAAGAAUAAAUCUGAGAAACUACAGAAAAUUGCUUGUGGGCUGUUUUUUCUGGUCUGUCUGCAGUCUCAGACCAUGUCUGGUAAUUCUAAUAGGGAGCAGUCAAGCAACAAGGUGAUGUUGAUGCAGUUUUCAUAUGGGAGCAAGCCUAUGCAAACAUGUGUUGCAAGUUUGUUACAAUUGCAAGAGCAACGAAGACAUAAGCAGAAUAGUGCAGCAGAUAAAUUGGAGUUGUUCUCGCUGCAUCUCGUCGGUCCAGUGGUCCAUGUUCACGUGCGAUCCUAUCCACAACUUUCAGGGAUACAAAGGCUAAAGCUGUCUCAGUAUAUACAGAUUGGAGUUGUUGUGUUGCUGCAUAACUGUGUCUGUAUGUGCUUCAGUGUUGAGGUUGUGUUACGAGAUGACAGCGUUUCUGCAGUAAAUGCAGAACAACUACGACAAUGGAGUGAGGAGGACUCAUUUGUCAAAUUUGAGAUUGCAACAAGAAGUGAACACUAUAGUCCUUCUGGAGUAUUGACAAACUUGAAAAAGCAGAAGACACACAUAUUACGAGUGUGGUGCAAGAUGAAUAUGAUGCUACCACAUGGGUGCAACACAAAGUAUAAGCAAAGGAAGUGUUUAAAGAAUUGGAUGUUCAAAUACAAAACAGUGAGAAGAUAGAGUUGAGGUUGCUACCAAGCCUGCAAUGGCGAAUAAAGAAGCUGUUGGCUUGUGGGUAUCUGUCCACAUUUCUUCCAACCCAAGCUUGAGGGCAAGCUUGUCAAAGGGAGGGGAGUAUUGAUAAGCUUGGAGAAGCUUAUUGCUGAGCUGGCAGCUUGAGAGAUACUCUACUAGACUGAGAGUCUUUGCGGUUGUAAAAGAAACCGAGUAUAAAUAUCAGACUCGUCUUUCUCAUGGAGGUAGCUUGUAGAUUUGGAUUGAGUCUUGUGACUUGAGGAGUGUAUCGUCUGGGUGAGGCCAGCGGUUACUCAGAUUCAAAUCUAGAAGUGAAAUUGCUAUGGAGUUGUAAUUCUCAAGUGUUAUACAUUGAAGGAUUGAGUUUACGAUUCACUAUCGGUGUACUUUCGAUAUCGAAACUCUAUCAGAAACUCAGGCAGCUCUCUGAUGCUAUAUUCCAACAAGUCGGGAGCAAGAUGUUGAGCCAGCUCUCGGAUGGGUUGUGGGGGAUAAUAAGAUCAGAAGACGGGAUGAGGAGCGAGAUCAGAGAAACCGUGCAAUCCGUCUACGCUACAUUAUCAAACCCAGGAGGCCUUCUUCAAGAGGGACCAUCCACGAGAGAAGCUGAACAUCGUAACAUCCCAGCACCGGUUCGGAAAGGUGAAACCGGUGCUGGUCCGGCUGGUAAACAGAAGCAAGAGGUGAUUCGAGGAGCUGUUAUUGAAAACAAAGGAGAAGCAGCAUGUAGUAUUAGUAGCAGCAACAGAGUUAAUUACUACAUUGACAACAACAACAGUGAUGAAGAAGAUCCUGAAUUCCCUCCUGGUUUUGGUUAAACAUGUUAAUAUUAAUUGUAGACUUUUUCUGCUAAAUUUACAUGAUGUUCUUUGUGUAAGAUUAUAGCACGAAAAUCAGAUCUUAUAAUAGCAAAA
Messenger RNA from Raphanus sativus (radish), 3789 nucleotides. RefSeq lists its product as uncharacterized. The transcript has 2 exons. The coding region runs from base 692 to 2860 and encodes 722 amino acids. Lineage: Eukaryota; Viridiplantae; Streptophyta; Magnoliopsida; Brassicales; Brassicaceae. The record is from RefSeq and is a predicted model, not a curated record.